AUGGUUUUUCGUAAAAUUGGUGAAAAGCUACGAGUAAAGAACAUAUUUGCCAAGACCGCGGAGCGGCCUACGCCGCCUGAAGUGUUCAACUGGCGUGUUUAUUCUAUGGCGAUAGUUGCGUCGACGGCAAGUGUUCUAAUCGGUUACGACACAGGGUUUGUGGGUGGAUGCUUUUCGAACAAGUAUUUCCUAAGCAACUUUGGGCUUGUGAGCGGCACAAGCGCCGCUAACACAGCGCUUUCCAAUGUUAUAUCUUGUUUCCACGCAGCCGCAUUUUUUGGAGCCCUUUUUUCAUAUCCGAUGUCCCAUUAUUGGGGAAGGAGGGUCUCGCUAAUCAUAGCUGCCGGCGUCGCAGCCGUCGGGUGCGCGUUGAUGCUGGUGGGUAUCCAGGGCAGUUUAGCUCCUAUUUACAUUGGCAGAGUGAUGACAGGACUGACCGUGGGGGCUUCAACUAAUCUCACAGUCGUGUAUUUGAGUGAAGUGUCACCGGCUCCCAUUAGAGGGCAGAUUAUUGCCGCUUACGAAAUAGGUUGGAGAGUCGGUGAUUUGAUAGGCUUUUGGAUUAACUACGGCAUAGCGCAGCACGUUCCUCCUGGUAAUAAGCAGUGGAUAAUUCCUGUUGGAGUACAAUUGAUUCCUGCAGGUUUUUUUUUCAUUGGAUCGUUCAUCAUGAAGGAGUCCCCACGUUGGUUGUUUCAAAUGAAACGCGACCAGGAAGCUAUUGAAAACCUUGUUUUCUUGAGAAAUCUACCAUCUGACCACGAGUACAUGGUUUGGGAAAUCAACACCAUCAGAGACGCAGUGGAAGAGCAGAAUGCUACAAUUGGCUUGGGUUUGAUGGAUCCUGCUCGCGAAGUCUUUGUAAGAAACACAAAAUACUUCAAGAGACUGGGAAUAACAUGCGUUCUUUUCCUAUUUCAAAACUUCAUGGGUAUUCAGUCAAUCAACUAUUAUUCACCAAAAAUUUUCGAAAGCAUUGGAGUGAAGGGAACGAAUGCUUCGUUGUUUUCAUCCGGUAUGUUUGGUGUGGUGAAGUUUAUUUGCACAUUCAUCUAUAUUCUUUUCAUUGUUGACAAUGCUGGUAGAAGAAAGGCUUUUAUGGGGUCUGCAACAAUGUGCUCACUCUGUUUCUGGUACGUGGGGGCUUAUCUCAAAAUUAACGACCCUAGCCAACCUGGAGUCACGGCUGGACCAGGAGGCACCGCAGCGAUUGCAUUCAUGUUCAUUUGGACUGCCUCAUUUAUCAUGGCUUGGUCAGGUGGGCCUUUCGUGUGGGGUGCAGAAGUUUACGAGCAAAACAUCAGAAGUUUUGUACAAUCAAUCAAUGCAGCAAUCUCAUGGGUGCCGAUCUUCAUAAUGACGAGAUUGACGACCGAAAUGAUUGAAAAAAUGAAAUAUGGCAUAUUCUUUUUUUUUGCUGCCAUUGCUGCCUUGGCUGUUCCCUUCGUCUUCUUUUUCGUCCCAGAAACCAAGGGUAUUGUACUUGAAGACAUUGAUAAGUUGUUCAGAAAAGGUCUCUCCGCUCACAAUGCUCACAAGGUGGUUAUGGAAGAAUCAAGAACGACAGUCAGUGAAAUCAAAAACGAAACCUACCAGUUCUUCAACGACGAGACUUUCAAGAAGACUAAUGAGGAGCAGAUCGAAGACACCAGGGUCGAACACGUGCAUUCAACGAAAGUUUAA
This is a messenger RNA of Lachancea mirantina, 1683 nucleotides long. Lineage: Eukaryota; Fungi; Ascomycota; Saccharomycetes; Saccharomycetales; Saccharomycetaceae. The record is from the annotation of a GenBank genome assembly.